Molecule: messenger RNA, 2290 nt
Organism: Anguilla rostrata (American eel)
Lineage: Eukaryota; Metazoa; Chordata; Actinopteri; Anguilliformes; Anguillidae
Gene: dldh
Product: dihydrolipoamide dehydrogenase
Exons: 14
Coding region: 107-1633 (508 amino acids)
Cellular component (GO): oxoglutarate dehydrogenase complex; mitochondrion
Molecular function (GO): dihydrolipoyl dehydrogenase (NADH) activity; flavin adenine dinucleotide binding
Source: RefSeq, a predicted model, not a curated record
ACUACGUCAGAGGGAGGCGACGAAGAUCCAUAAUGCGCAAGCGCACAUUAAGGAGUCCUUGGACGCACUGUAGGUUACGCCAUAAAGAUCGGCACAGACAGGAAAAAUGCAGAGUUGGAACUGGUUAUAUCGUACUCUAGCAAAGCGGGGUCAUCAGCUGCCAUCCAAACUCCAUGGAGCUGCAGUGUUAUCAGUCAGAACCUAUGCUGACAAAGCACAAAUCGAGGCCGAUGUCACGGUGGUGGGAUCGGGGCCUGGAGGAUACGUCGCUGCCAUCAAAGCGGCCCAGCUUGGGUUCAAGACAGUAUGUGUGGAGAAGAAUGACACUCUCGGAGGAACCUGCUUGAACGUUGGCUGUAUUCCCUCAAAGGCUUUGCUGAACAACUCCUAUCUGUAUCACUUGGCACAUGGGAAGGACUUUCAGAGCAGGGGCAUUGAAAUCUCAGGCCUCACGCUGAAUCUUGAGAAGAUGAUGUCACAGAAGAGUGGGGCAGUCAAAGCGCUGACGGGGGGCAUCGCCCACCUGUUCAAACAGAACAAGGUGACACACGUGAAUGGUUUUGGGGCAAUUACAGGCAAGAAUGAGGUCACGGCAACGGCCAGCGACGGCAGCCAGCAGGUCAUCAACACCAAGAACAUCCUGAUCGCUACCGGGUCAGAGGUCACACCCUUCCCUGGAAUUGAGAUAGACGAGGACACCGUGGUCUCCUCUACCGGGGCGCUUUCCCUGAAGAGUGUUCCAGAACAGCUGAUUGUGAUCGGUGCUGGAGUCAUUGGUGUGGAGCUAGGCUCUGUGUGGCAGCGCCUGGGCUCUAAGGUCACCGCAGUGGAGUUCCUGGGUCACGUCGGGGGGAUGGGCAUCGACAUGGAGAUCUCCAAGAACUUCCAGCGCAUCCUGCAGAAGCAGGGCAUGAAGUUCAAACUGGGCACCAAAGUUAUGGGCGCCACCAAGACAGCGGAUGGAAAAAUCAACGUGGCCGUGGAGGCCGCGGCCGGGGGGAAGAACGAGACGCUGGUGUGCGACGUGCUGCUGGUCUGCAUCGGCCGACGCCCCUUCACCGGGAACCUGGGCCUGGAGGCGGUGGGCAUCGAGCUGGACAACAGGGGCAGAAUCCCCGUCAACAACCGCUUCCAAACCAAAGUGCCCAGCAUCUACGCCAUCGGCGACGUGGUGGCGGGGCCCAUGCUGGCGCACAAGGCGGAGGACGAGGGCAUCAUCUGCGUGGAGGGCAUGGCGGGCGGAGCCGUGCACAUCGACUACAACUGCGUGCCCUCCGUCAUCUACACCCACCCCGAGGUGGCAUGGGUGGGCAAGAACGAGGAGCAGAUCAAGGAGGAGGGCGUUCCGUACAAAGUCGGCAAAUUCCCGUUCGCGGCCAACAGCCGGGCGAAGACCAACGCAGACACGGACGGGCUGGUGAAGAUCCUGAGUCACAAGGAGACUGACCGGAUGCUGGGGGCUCACAUCCUGGGAUCCGGCGCGGGAGAGAUGAUCAACGAGGCUGCGCUGGCCAUGGAGUACGGAGCGUCGUGCGAGGACAUCGCCCGAGUGUGCCACGCCCACCCGACUGUAUCGGAAGCCUUCCGAGAAGCCAACCUAGCGGCCUCGUUUGGAAAAGCGAUUAACUUCUAAAGCUGCGUCAGCCUGUGUACAUACAUAUAUAUCCUGAAGUCUGAACUGUACACACGCACAUUCGUGGGGAACAGGCCCUGUGGGUGGACGGUGCGCGCACAUACACCGAGCACCCCUCUGUCCUGCACCGAAACUAGUUAUGUUAUUUAAAUGCUCUCGGUAAAAAAAAGGGGUUUGGGCCCUGAAUCCAGGACUGAGGAUCAGCCUUCCUUUCUCACGCGGGAGGGGGAGGCCUAAGGCCACAGUGCGCUUGUGUGGCCCCACAGCGCAGCACUUUCCAGUUCAUUUACCCAAGACUUGUCGUCAAUUGAUCCGUGUACAAAAUUCUUAAUCCCCAAGCGUUUGAUGGGAGCUACGCUUUCACUGUUCAUAGUUUCACUGUUUUAAGAAACGACUUUAAAAUGUUCAAAUGUGUGUGUACUUCCCGCUGACAUUAGAGAGGACUUUGAAGUCGCAGCUGAGAUGGGCUCAAGGACCCAUCCCUUUUCUCUGGGUGAGAGAUGGAGAUGACUGAUGCUAAAAGGCUUUGGCCUUUAAACACCAGGCUUGUAUGUACGACUGUAAAACACAAUAUUCAAACUGGGUUUUUGGGUUAUUAGGUGCAUGGUUUACAAAUCGUGCAGACAGAACUACAGAAAUAAAAACUACAAAGCGUGA